UCACUGCUGUUUUGCUGCAGUAGAUGUGUUUGUGAAGAUGUCACUUCUGCGUUUUGCUUUUUGAUUUUACCGAUUCUUGCAAAAUAAAAAUUUAAUUUUCUAUUAUUUUGUACAUUUUUCGUCUGUCGAUCAAUUUCAAAUUUCGCCAAAUCAAAAUCCAACCAGAACCUACGACGAAUCGGAAUCAGUUCAAAUUGAUCGGCAAAUCAAAGUUGACGUAGCCCAACGAAACCACCUAGACGUUCAAUAGUCUGAAUUCUAAUUUUUUUUUUAUUUUCUCAAGAGUUUAAAAUUGAGUGGAAAAUCAUCUUUUACAAAUCAAGUUUAAAAGUAAAGAAACACAAUGGCAGGUGCAAAUCCAUACGCUCACUUCCAGAAGACAUUCAACUAUGAAGGAACAGACUACAAGUAUUUUGACCUGGCUUCCCUUGACCCAAAAUUUGAUCAAUUGCCCUACUCUGUUCGUGUUCUAUUGGAAUCUGCUGUUCGUAACUGUGAUAACUUUCAUAUCUUGGAAAAGGAUGUUCAAAGUAUUUUGGGAUGGUCUCCAAGUGCCAAACAAGGAGAAAAUGAUGUCGAAGUAUCAUUUAAGCCAGCCAGAGUUAUCUUACAAGAUUUCACUGGUGUACCAGCAGUUGUCGACUUUGCUGCUAUGCGUGACGCCGUACUAAGUUUGAAGGGAAAUCCAGAAAAAAUUAAUCCCAUCUGUCCAGCUGAUCUUGUUAUCGAUCAUUCUGUUCAAGUUGAUUUUGCAAGAACAACUGAUGCUUUGAGCAAGAAUCAAAAUCUUGAAUUUGAACGCAACAAGGAAAGAUUUACAUUUUUGAAGUGGGGAGCUCGUGCAUUCAACAAUAUGUUAAUUGUUCCACCUGGUUCUGGUAUUGUACAUCAAGUCAAUUUGGAAUACUUGGCACGUGUUGUUUUCGAAGAUGAUAUAGAAGGCGGAAAGAUUCUCUAUCCCGAUAGUGUUGUUGGAACUGAUUCACACACCACCAUGAUAAAUGGUCUUGGAGUACUUGGUUGGGGUGUUGGAGGAAUUGAAGCUGAAGCUGUUAUGUUGGGUCAAUCGAUUUCCAUGUUGUUGCCAGAAGUUAUUGGUUACAAAUUGGUUGGAAAAUUGAAUCCACUUGUAACAUCAACUGAUUUGGUGCUGACAAUUACCAAAAAUCUCCGACAAUUAGGUGUUGUUGGUAAAUUUGUAGAAUUCUAUGGUCCAGGUGUAUCUGAGUUGAGUAUAGCUGAUCGUGCCACAAUCAGUAAUAUGUGUCCUGAAUACGGUGCUACUGUUGGUUAUUUCCCAAUUGAUUUGAAUACUUUGGCUUAUAUGAGACAAACAAAUCGAGCUGAAAAGAAAAUUCAAAUUAUUCAGCAAUAUUUGGAGAAAUCCCAUCAAUUGCGAGACUUUUCCAAUGAGUCUCAGGAUCCAAUUUAUACAGAGACCAUCACCCUCGAUCUUGGAAAUGUGGUCACAUCUGUGUCAGGUCCAAAACGUCCUCACGAUCGAGUCUCUGUUACUGACAUGAAGGCAGAUUUUCAAUCCUGUUUGACCAGCAAGGUCGGCUUCAAAGGAUUCGAAAUUGCACCAGAUACACUUUCCACUUCUGGCACAUUCCAAUGGGACGAUGGCAAAACCUACAAGAUCACCCAUGGAUCUGUGGUCAUAGCAGCCAUCACCUCGUGUACAAACACAAGCAAUCCUUCGGUGAUGCUAGGUGCUGGUAUGCUAGCAAAGAAUGCCAUUGAAAAGGGUCUUUCCAUUGCUCCAUACAUCAAGACAUCACUGUCACCGGGAUCUGGAGUUGUCACUUACUAUUUGAGAGAAUCAGGAGUGAUUCCAUAUUUGGAACAGUUGGGUUUCGAUGUUGUCGGCUAUGGUUGUAUGACUUGUAUUGGUAAUUCUGGGCCAUUGGAUGAUAAUGUUGUCAACACAAUCGAAAAGAACGGUUUGGUGUGUUGUGGUGUUCUGUCAGGUAACAGAAACUUUGAGGGACGUAUUCACCCAAACACCAGAGCCAACUAUUUGGCAAGUCCAUUGUUGGUUAUUGCAUAUGCAAUUGCUGGACGUGUUGAUAUUGACUUUGAAACUGAGCCAAUCGGAGUGAAUGCUAAGGGAGAGAAAGUAUUCCUUCGUGAAAUUUGGCCAACAAGAAAUGAAAUUCAAAAGGUCGAGAAUACACAUGUUAUUCCAGCUAUGUUCCAAGAAGUUUACAGUAAGAUCGAAAUGGGUUCUGAAGAUUGGCAGAAAUUAGAAGUAUCCGAUGGUCAGCUGUAUCCUUGGAGUGGAGAAUCAACAUACAUUAAGAGACCACCAUUCUUUGAUGGAAUGACACGUCAAUUGCCAGAAAUUAAAUCCUUGAAGAAUGCUCGUUGUUUGUUGUUUUUGGGAGAUUCUGUUACUACUGAUCACAUAUCUCCAGCUGGUUCGAUUGCUAGAAACAGUCCUGCUGCUAGAUAUCUAUCUGAACGUGGUCUGACUCCAAGAGACUUUAAUUCAUAUGGAUCACGACGUGGAAACGAUGCUAUAAUGGCACGAGGAACAUUUGCAAACAUUCGAUUGGUUAACAAAUUGGUUACCAAGACUGGUCCCAGAACAUUACACAUCCCCAGUCACGAAGAAAUGGAUGUUUUUGAUUGUGCUGAAAGGUACAAAGAAGAAGGUACUUCAUUGAUUGCAGUUGUUGGAAAGGAAUACGGCAGUGGGUCGAGUAGGGAUUGGGCUGCAAAGGGUCCUUUCCUUUUGGGUAUUAAAGCUGUUAUUGCUGAAUCAUUCGAACGUAUUCAUCGAUCAAAUUUGGUUGGUAUGGGAAUUAUUCCAUUGCAAUUCUUACCUGGACAAAGUGCAGAAAGCUUGAACUUGAAUGGACGAGAGGUGUAUAAUAUUAGUCUGCCAGAGAACAUCAAGCCCUUGCAGAAAAUCGAAGUUGAGGCCGAUGGAAGAAUAUUCGAAGCUAUUGUUCGCUUUGACACAGAGGUUGACAUUACCUAUUUCAAAAACGGUGGCAUCCUCAACUAUAUGAUUAGGAAAAUGUUGGAUUAAGUGCCGACCUCGGCACAAAUGUGUGUGUUGAAACAGAGCAUUUUUUGUAUUAAAGUUAAAAAAAUAAAAUGGUAUGGGUAUUGUUAUAAACAAAAAAAAAAUCAAAAGAAGAAUAAAAUAUUUUCAUGUAAUUAUAUAUUUUUUUUUUAUUUUAUAAUAAAGAACAUUUAAGUGGUAA
This is a messenger RNA of Episyrphus balteatus (marmalade hoverfly), 3215 nucleotides long. RefSeq names its product cytoplasmic aconitate hydratase-like. Lineage: Eukaryota; Metazoa; Arthropoda; Insecta; Diptera; Syrphidae. Gene Ontology annotation, cellular component: cytosol; mitochondrion. Bases 344 to 3037 code for a protein of 897 amino acids. Gene Ontology annotation, molecular function: aconitate hydratase activity; 4 iron, 4 sulfur cluster binding. The transcript is spliced from 13 exons. Gene Ontology annotation, biological process: tricarboxylic acid cycle; citrate metabolic process. The record is from RefSeq and is a predicted model, not a curated record.